Molecule: messenger RNA, 1659 nt
Organism: Zasmidium cellare ATCC 36951
Lineage: Eukaryota; Fungi; Ascomycota; Dothideomycetes; Mycosphaerellales; Mycosphaerellaceae
Exons: 3
Coding region: 1-1659 (552 amino acids)
Biological process (GO): transmembrane transport
Cellular component (GO): membrane
Molecular function (GO): transmembrane transporter activity
Source: RefSeq, a predicted model, not a curated record
AUGGCGUCCCAGAUCGUGACCGCGGACGACAAGUCUCUGGACUCUCUGCCGCCGAAGUACCCUUCAAAGGCUGCCGAUGUUGCCGUUGAUCCGGCAUACGCCAGCGACGUCGACGAGGCCGAUGCAUCAAAUCCAUUCCGAGACCCGAAGGUUGCAGAGUUCUAUCGGGAUCUCUAUGAGAAAGUGCAGUACGAAUGUCGUCACGAAUUCGACCCGGAGCUGGAAUGGACUGAGAAGGAGGAGAGGAAGAUUGUGCGGAAGUUAGACUGGCAUGUCACCACAUGGGCAUGUAUCAUGUUCUUUGCCCUCCAGGUGGAUCGAUCCAACAUGAGCCAGGCUGUCAGUGACAACAUGCUUGAUCAAUUGGGUUUGACCACGAAUGAGUACAACUAUGGGCAUACCAUCUUCCUCGUAUCAUUCCUUCUGGCCGAACUUCCAUCCCAGUUGGUGUCCAAGAAGCUGGGGCCGGACCGAUGGAUUCCGAUGCAAAUGGUAUUGUGGUCUAUCGUUGCCGCCUCACAAGCUGCCCUCAACGGCAAGUCCAGCUUUUAUGCCACUCGAGCGCUCAUCGGUGUGCUCGAGGGAGGCUUCAUCCCGGAUCUUGUUUUGUGGCUGUCGUAUUUUUACACCAGCUCCGAACUUCCACUACGCCUAUCCUUCUUCUGGACCUCCCUCGACGUUACCUCAAUUGUCACAGCACUCAUGGCAUACGGACUUCUGCAAAUGAACGGCAUCCACGGACUAGCUGGCUGGCGAUGGCUUUUCCUAAUCGAAGGCCUCAUCACCCUCGCCGUCGGCGUUGCCUCGUUCUUCCUUAUGCCCGCGUCGGCGGUUUCGACCAAGACAUGGUUCAGACCCAAUGGCUGGUUCAACGAUCGAGAAGUCGGCAUCGUGGUCAACCGCGUGCUACGUGAUGAUCCUUCGAAAGGAGAUAUGCACAACCGCAUGGCGAUUACGCCCUCUCGUCUAUGGCGAGCUCUGUGUGAUUACGAUCUCUGGCCCAUUUACAUCAUUGGUCUUGUCGUCUUUCAACCAUUCUCGCCACCGAGUACGUAUCUGACUCUGUCACUGCGGAAUCUCGGAUUCGGCACGUUGAACACGAACCUCCUUACGAUACCCUCGACCGCGGCCAGUAUCGUUACCCUCAUUGGCCUUACGUGGCUCAGCGAACGUGUUAACGAACGCUCUUUCAUCGCCAUGCUACAGAAUAUCUGGGCGUUGCCCUGUCUGCUCGUUUUGCGCUUCUGGUCGGGAACUAUGGAGAACCAAUGGGGAACAUACGCAGUCAUCUCCGUCCUCCUCUCGUACCCAUACUGCCAUGCAAUCGUCGUGGCAUGGGCAUCACGCAACUCGGGAUCUGUUCGCACAAGAUCAGUAUCGGCCGCUUGUUAUAACAUGAUGGUCCAAGUCGGUAAUGUUUGCUCUGCGAAUAUCUACCGGUCCAGCGAUGCGCCAGUGUACCACCGCGGCAACAGCAUUCUGAUCGGGCUCAAUAUUCUUGCGAUUCUGUUGUACCCGGCGACGAAAGCGUACUAUAUGUGGCGAAAUAAGAAGAGAGAGGAGGCCUGGGACGCUAUGACUCCUGAGCAGAAGAAGGAUUAUAUUGAGAACACGAAGGACCAGGGGAACAAGAGGUUGGACUUCCGGUUUUCGCAGUAG